AUGUUUAGCAUACCGAAUCCCUCUCUCCCCAACCGACGCCUUCUGCUGGAAGAGUUUUCCCUGCAUGGACAGGAGGGUGACCCUUGCGCCUCUGGCUCAACACACAAACGAGGGCCGAAUCGGAAAUUGUCCAAAGACGAGAGAAGCAGCGACCGCCGCCGGAUCUUCAAACUGGCCCACGACGGCCCCCCUUCAGGCUUCAAGGAUCCCGUCUCGCUGGUUGGUGGCUGGCACGGUCGUGUUGUAUGGCAGAAUCGCGGAUUCGUACGAACCUCUUUUACAGUGCCCAGUGGAGCACGGCUAGGCGCAGCCGUACAGCAUUUCUCGCCCAUUGCCAGUACCAACGACGCUCAAUGA
Molecule: messenger RNA, 357 nt
Organism: Colletotrichum higginsianum IMI 349063
Lineage: Eukaryota; Fungi; Ascomycota; Sordariomycetes; Glomerellales; Glomerellaceae
Exons: 1
Coding region: 1-357 (118 amino acids)
Source: RefSeq, a predicted model, not a curated record